AAGAGAGUUAUGGCCUUAUGGGUCCAAAUCAAAAUCCAAAUCCAAAUGAGUCAGAUGAGCUGAAGAUUAAGCAAAUCUGAAGAAAGCCCAAUUAUGGUGAGGAAAGGUUUCUGCAAAGUGCAAAGCUCCUCUUUCAUCGGCGUCUUUUCCAUACAUAAACACAAAAUAUAAAUGUUUAAAUCCAAACCAACAACAACAAACGUCAACUCACGCCAUUCUUUUCUCUCUUUCUGAGAAUUUUUUUUUAAUUUUUUAAUUUUCCCAACUAUACAUCAUGAUAUUGUUGUUGUUACUCUACCAAUAAAACCCACACACAAAGACCCAUCUGGUCCUGGUCUACUCUUGCUUCACUUGAAUCACUUCACUUCACUGUUUUUUUCUUGGUGAAGAUGGAUUUUGAUCAGACCCGCUUGGUUGGUGACUAUAUCCUGGGACCCAGAAUCGGCUCAGGUUCUUUUGCCGUCGUUUGGCGCUCCAGGCACCGGCAAUCCGGUAGAGAAGUUGCCGUUAAAGAGAUUGACAGGAAAUUGCUUAGUCCAAAAGUCAGUGAGAAUUUGCUUAAAGAAAUUUCCAUUCUUAGCACUAUCGAUCACCCCAACAUUAUCCGCCUUUUCGAGUCCAUCGAGACGGACGAUAGGAUAUUUCUUGUAUUGGAGUAUUGCGAUGGAGGUGAUCUUGCGGCCUAUAUUCAUCGUCAUGGGAAAGUAUCGGAGGCUGUCGCAAGGCACUUUAUGAGGCAAUUGGCUGCUGGGUUGCAAGUGCUUCAAGAAAAACAUCUCAUUCACAGGGACUUGAAACCACAGAACCUACUUUUGUCAUCAAAUGAAGCAACUCCACAAUUGAAGAUAGCGGAUUUUGGAUUUGCCAGGUCCUUGACCCCCCAAGAUUUGGCUGAUACGCUGUGUGGUUCACCAUUGUACAUGGCACCAGAGAUUAUUCAGAAUCAAAAGUAUGAUGCGAAGGCUGACUUGUGGAGUGUUGGAGCAAUUUUGUUUCAGCUGGUGACGGGCAAGCCACCGUUUGAUGGCAAUAGUCAAUAUCAGCUUUUUCAAAACAUUUUGACAUCCACUGAGCUGCAGUUUCCACAUGGUGCUUUAGAGGAGUUACACCCAGAUUGUGUGGAUCUGUGCAAAAGACUUUUACGCCAAAAUCCAGUCAUGAGAUUAACAUUCAAGGAGUUCUUCAAUCACAAGUUCCUAGGGGAGCCAAGUGUAGUGCAUGGAAAAGUUCCUGGCAAUAUGUCUUGCACCAAAAGUGUUCAUGGGUCUAUACCAAAUAUUGCACAUGAUAGAACAAGGAAAUCAGUUGAUGGAAGCCAAUGUUCAUCAUAUCAGCCUGGAGUUGUUGAUUCAUUGGAGUCCAUUGAGAAAGAUUAUGUUCUUGUGAAUUGUCAUUUUGCUUCAAUGGAGAAUCUCUCCUGUUACUCUGAGACAUCCUUGCAAGAUAACUCUGCAACUAGAGUUUCUGUUUGCCCACCAAAGAAGAAUGAUCAAGAUAUAGCAGUUACCAUGCAAACAAAGCAGCAUGUUGCUAGCUCUUUUGGUGGUGCAGAACAUAGUUUAGUCCACAGAUCAGAUCCAUUAGAUACAUCAUGUUCACCAACCAUAUUAAGUGAAGUGAAAGAGCAAUCUAUGCUGCAUCCCUCAAGAAGGCUCCACUUGUUACAUCAGUAUGUACAAGCUGUUGCAGAAGUAGCCCAGGAAAAGUACAAUGCAGGACUAUUUCUGGAAUCAUUUUCCGUUGAGCUUGUUGUUUUGGCCAUAUGGAAGAAAGCUCUUCAAAUAUUCAGCUCCUGGGUGGCCUCAACUGCAGGAAGUAAAUCGCCUGAAAGCAGUUCGGCUAAUGAAUCUACUUCUGUUCAUGGUGGCAUAAGAGACAAAAUAGAUUUUGGCAGGCCUUCGUCUGCCUGCAAGUGGGCAGAGCAAGAAUUUGUUGCUGCAUAUGAUCGUGCAGAGAAGUCAUCACAUCACAUUCAAGAUAUGGAUGGUUGGGCUGUAUAUCAAUGCUUCCUUGUGAUGUUUGUUUUACUUAUCUGCAAUUUAGUCAAAAUAUUUGUCAAAUUUGUUGCAGCUGCUGCUGAGAUGCCUGAUGCCAUGGAAAUAAUAUUCCAGAAGGCUCUAGCUGUUGGGACGAGUGGUGCUGUAGACGAGUAUAUGGAGAACAAGGGUAGUGCAAAAAUCUCAUACUCCAAAGCAAUGGUUCUACUUUCUUUUAUUGUAGAAGAAGCAGCUUCUCUACCUCUGAAACCUCCAUUUAUACUGACUCCUACCAAUGAGAAAAGAAUACAAAGCUACAUAAUCAACUUGCAGUCCCAUCAGUCUCACUUCUAAUAAAGCAGCCGUUCUAUACAACUCCCCUGAAUCCCAUACCAAAUUUACAAAUGGUGUACAGGUAUUUUUAGAAACGACCUUCAUCAAUUACUGGUACAGCCUGGAACUCAAGGUCAGAUUUGACAUGCAAUUUUGAACUUUGCAUGCUGAAGUGGACACAAAGUAAUUGGUUGACAUGACUAGGGAAAUGCUGUGGCGUGUACUGGAUGUAUAGAAUUGUACAUGUCUGACUCUUGGCAUCCAGUGCGAGAUGGCAUCCGUUUAAAGGAUUUUUUUUUUCUUUUUCUAAAUAAACUGUAAAGAACCGUAACUCUGAAUGCUCUGUAACUUAUAAAAACUUUUUCUAUGGCAAGAAAAAAUGUAGUAAAUGUCCA
Molecule: messenger RNA, 2704 nt
Organism: Hevea brasiliensis (rubber tree)
Lineage: Eukaryota; Viridiplantae; Streptophyta; Magnoliopsida; Malpighiales; Euphorbiaceae
Product: serine/threonine-protein kinase ATG1a
Exons: 12
Coding region: 390-2330 (646 amino acids)
Biological process (GO): autophagosome organization; protein autophosphorylation; peptidyl-serine phosphorylation
Cellular component (GO): autophagosome; cytoplasm
Molecular function (GO): protein serine/threonine kinase activity; ATP binding
Source: RefSeq, a predicted model, not a curated record